Penicillium daleae is the source of this 1074-nucleotide messenger RNA. Its product is annotated as tRNA 2'-phosphotransferase. The record is from RefSeq and is a predicted model, not a curated record. Gene Ontology annotation, biological process: tRNA splicing, via endonucleolytic cleavage and ligation. The transcript is spliced from 2 exons. The coding region runs from base 1 to 1074 and encodes 357 amino acids. NCBI's taxonomy places the organism in Eukaryota, Fungi, Ascomycota, Eurotiomycetes, Eurotiales, Aspergillaceae. Gene Ontology annotation, molecular function: tRNA 2'-phosphotransferase activity.
AUGGGACAACAGGGAAAGGAUAGACGUGGCGGUGGACGUGGUGGUGGCCGCGGCCAGGGACAGUCGCGCGAUGUGCAGGUCUCAAAAGCUCUCAGCUUGCUAUUGCGACAUGCAGCCGAAAAGGAAGGGGUGAAGAUGAACGCCCAAGGCUACGCGAAUGUAGCAGAUGUGCUUGCCUGGCGAAAACUCAAGUCCAUCAAAGCUACCUUUGACGAGAUCAAGCACGCCGUCGAAUCCUCCGACAAGAAGCGCUUCGCUCUCCUACAUAUUCCCUCCGCGCAACCGACCCAGUCUACGACAAAGGCUACCUUGACACCCACAACCACCCCAGGAACCCAGGAACAAAUGGACGGAGAAGUCGCAGCGGGCGAAGACCAGCCAGCCACGUCGGUACUUGAUGCGCCGUCCAGCAAUGAAGACCAAGUAAACGCGACACAGCAAGCUCUGGCUUCAACAGAUCCCGAACCAUCCAAUUACAUGAUUCGAGCGACACAGGGACAUACUCUCCAAAGUGUCGAUGCGGCGUCUUUCCUCGAACCGCUCACAUUGGCGGACGAGUCGAAGCUUCCCCAGACUGUCGUUCACGGUACAUUCCACGGCGCAUGGCCUCUGAUUUUGCAGUCUGGUGGACUGCGGGCGAUGGGUCGACACCACGUACACUUUGCGACAGGCCCUUCAAUCGAGACCACACUCGCCGCCGAAGCAAAACUAGCUGCCGAAGCAAAACUAGCUGCCGGAGGCACGACAUCGACAGAGAAAGGAGGAGAAACCAAGCAGGAAAGCCAGGUUAUCUCGGGCAUGCGACGGGACGCUCAGAUUUUGAUUUACCUGGAUAUCAAGAAGGCACUCACAGCUGGGGUACCAUUCUGGCGGAGUGAGAAUGGGGUUAUUCUUAGUGAGGGAUUGCCUAUUCCCAAUGGAAAGACUGAUGCAGAUGGCAAUCCGGAGAAGGUGGUGUCGAUCGACUUUUUCGAGUUUGUGUUUGAGCGCAAGCUUGGUCUUGGCCAGCUUUGGCCCAAGGGGGGAGGGAGUGAAGGAGCUUCCGGAGAGUGCGAUCAAGAAGGGGACGCCUAA